AUGAAAUCUUACUCAAAUCACUUGAGGGAAGAAAUGGAACAGAUUGAAGAGAAGACAUUGAACACUAAGAUAGGAGAGCAGGUUGUGUUCAAAUUUGAACUGAUACCAUCUGACAUGAAAUGGAUUUCAUCCCACUUACGAGAACUAAACAAUUGUGCAACCUACUUUCCACCUUUUGCCAAUGUUUAUCAAACACACAAGGGAGUCAUGGUUUUAUUGGUGGCCCUAAAGCAACAUGGUAACCAUGGCAGUACAUUGAGAGACUGGCCAUUGCAGAGAAAGUGGAAAAGUCAAAGGAAAGACUUAAAGAUCCCAUGGGCAAACAAAGAAGUCAUAUUACAAAUUUAUUGCUCAAAACAAGUUGAGACAAGAAUUUGUUCCUCUGUCGGGGAAGUAUGUUGA
This is a messenger RNA of Pocillopora meandrina, 402 nucleotides long. Lineage: Eukaryota; Metazoa; Cnidaria; Anthozoa; Scleractinia; Pocilloporidae. The record is from the annotation of a GenBank genome assembly.